Molecule: messenger RNA, 693 nt
Organism: Pistacia vera
Lineage: Eukaryota; Viridiplantae; Streptophyta; Magnoliopsida; Sapindales; Anacardiaceae
Product: heterodimeric geranylgeranyl pyrophosphate synthase small subunit, chloroplastic-like
Exons: 1
Biological process (GO): isoprenoid biosynthetic process
Molecular function (GO): prenyltransferase activity
Source: RefSeq, a predicted model, not a curated record
UCUUCUUCUUCGUCUUCAUUCCCCAUCUCCUCUCUUUUUCUUUGUCUUCAUUCCCCCAGCCUCACCUUCCUUGCUGGGGAUGCACUCUUCCCUCUUGGAUAUGAACACAUUGUAUCCCACACACCCUCUGACCUUGUACCUGAAACCUGCAUCCUUCGUGUGAUUGCUGAGAUCGCCCGUGCUGUGGGAUCAACUGGCAUGGCUGCCGGGCAGUUCCUUGAUAUUGAAGGUGGGCCUAAUUCUAUUGAAUUUAUGCAAGAGAAAAAAUUCGGUGAAAUGGGUGAGUGCUCUGCAGUGUGUGGAGGAUUGUUGGCUGGUGCAGAAGAUGAUGAAGUGCAUAAAUUGAGGAGGUAUGGAAGAGUUGUUGGGGUAUUGUAUCAAGUGGUUGAUGAUUUGUUGGAUGCGAAAACACAGAGUGAGGAAGAUGAAGAGAAAACAAAAAAGAAGGGGAAGAGUUAUGUUGUUGUUUAUGGCGUUGACAAGGCUAUGGAGGUGGCUGAGGAACUCAGAACCAAAGCUAAGAAAGAAUUGGAUGGGUUCGAGAAGUAUGGUGAGAAAGUGGUGCCACUUUAUAGCUUUGUGGAUUAUGCUGCCGACAGAGGAUUUUCUGUUGGUGAUUCAAGUUGAUACAGUUUUCUUUGUGCAUCACACUGCUGAGAAGGGGCUGAAUAUUAUUGUUUUAAGUUCAUUAAG